AUGAAGUGGAAGGUCCGCAGAGCAGAUCCAAAGCAAGGCGCUGCCAGGGUGACCCUGCGUGAGAUGGAUCAAAACCACGAGCAGCUCACUGCCGUAGCAGUGGCUGGAGAAGGGGAGGGCGGAGGGUCUGAAGCAGCGCAGAAGAGUAUCAGAUACCCCACGCCCCGGUGCUUGUCUAAAGCGUGGUCAGGUCUGGACACAAAGGUUCAUUUUGGUUAUUUUGUUUCCUUUCCAGGCACUUGGGACUUGUUGGGAGCCUACUGGGACAUGAGAGAAGCCAAUUACCAACAUUCAGCCAGAUACUUCCAUGCCGGCGGGAGCUAUGAUGCUGCACAAAGGGGCCCUGGGGGCGUCUGGGCUGCUAAAGUGAUCAGCAAUGUCAGGGAAUAUCUUCAAGGACUCUUAAACCAGGAUUACUUUGGAAGCAGCAGCUAUGGGUUGCGGGACUUGAAGUCCAAUCAGAAAGCUGAGGAAUGGGGCCGCAGUGGCAAUGACCCCGAGCACUUCCGACCUGCUGGCCUGGCUGAGAAAUACCGAGCUCCCAGCUCCCUCUGCUGUCACGGGACGAGGCUGUGA
This is a messenger RNA of Ceratotherium simum simum (southern white rhinoceros), 576 nucleotides long. NCBI's taxonomy places the organism in Eukaryota, Metazoa, Chordata, Mammalia, Perissodactyla, Rhinocerotidae. The record is from RefSeq and is a predicted model, not a curated record.